AUUUCAUUGGCUGUAGGGGUCCUACUUUGAGCACACGGGAAAAGUGGCUGCCGUUCGGAACGUGUAACCUCCCCCUGAGACCGUGAGAAAAUGGGCCGCUCCUCUAAAGACAAACGUGACAUUUAUUACAGACUGGCCAAAGAGGAGGGGUGGCGGGCCAGGAGCGCCUUCAAACUGCUGCAGAUAGACGAGGAGUUCAAACUUUUCAAAGGAGUUCGGCGGGCCGUGGAUUUGUGCGCAGCUCCUGGGAGCUGGAGUCAGGUUCUGAGCCGGAAACUCCGAGGGACGGAGGAGAAGGGGGAGGACGUUAAGAUCGUGGCAGUGGAUCUGCAGGCCAUGGCCCCCCUCCCAGGGGUCACUCAGAUUCAGGGGGACAUCACUAAGAUCACAACCGCCCAGGAGAUUAUCAAGCACUUUGAGGGACAGCCUGCUGACCUUGUGGUGUGUGACGGCGCCCCCGAUGUGACCGGACUCCAUGAUGUGGAUGAAUACAUCCAGGCCCAGCUCUUGCUUGCGGCUCUGAACAUUACCACUCAUGUCCUGAAGCCUGGAGGCACUUUUGUGGCAAAGAUAUUUCGGGGGAAGGACGUGACCCUCCUGUACUCCCAGCUGAAGGUGUUUUUCACCACAGUGACAUGCGCCAAACCGCGGAGCAGCCGUAACUCCAGCAUCGAGGCGUUUGCAGUCUGUGAGAACUACUCUCCUCCUGAAGGCUACGUCCCCAACAUGUCCAACCCUCUGCUGGACCACAAAUACGAUGAGGACUUUAAUCAGCUGGAAGGUCCCAACCGGCUCAUUGUGCCGUUCCUGGCCUGCGGAGACCUCAGCGCGUACGAUGCAGAUCGGAACUACCCGCUCCAGCUCGAUCCCAGUAAAGAAUACCAGUAUAGGCCCCCAACACAACCCCCGAUUCGACCACCCUACCAAGAAGCCUGUUACCUUCGCAAGAACAACCUGCUGGCCAAGAAGAACUUCACCACUGUACCAUUGGACAAGGCUUUCCCUGACCUGCAUCGCUCAGCCUAUCGGGAAUCGGACAUGGGGGCAGCAGCAGGGGCAGCAGCAGCAGCACCACCACAACCACUUUCAUUCGAUGAAACAGCUGAAGGAGACUCUCCCUCUGUCCCAUUGGAGGGGGCCCUCUCUGCCCUGCACCUUUCAGCCAAUCAGGAAUCAGAUGUGGCAGCAGCAGCUGCACCUUGUGCAGAUGAAACAGCCAGUCAAGAUGUGGCAGAACAGGAGGUGAAGUGACCACUGAAAGGGAAUGUGGGUACUGGAGGUUAAAGCCUUCAGAAUCACCAGACUUUUGACUGAAGUAGCUUUGAAACAACCAGUGAACAGCAGGGCUGACAUCUGAAACACCGUGCAAUCCAUUUGUAAGAAUGGCAUCCAUGCAGGACAGUUCGAUUCUAAGUCGUUGAUUCUUAAGCGUUACUUCAAAAGAAGGGAAAUUUUCUCCUCGUUUUUAAUAAAACAUCAACCCUCCUUUAUCCGAUUUGUCCGAUUCCAGUUUGCGUAUGCUCUCCCCCUUUGUACUUUCUCAGCUGCAUAUUU
Messenger RNA from Megalops cyprinoides (Indo-Pacific tarpon), 1554 nucleotides. It is a transcript of the gene ftsj1, whose product is annotated as FtsJ RNA 2'-O-methyltransferase 1. Lineage: Eukaryota; Metazoa; Chordata; Actinopteri; Elopiformes; Megalopidae. Gene Ontology annotation, molecular function: tRNA methyltransferase activity. The transcript is spliced from 11 exons. Gene Ontology annotation, biological process: cytoplasmic translation; tRNA methylation. Gene Ontology annotation, cellular component: cytoplasm. The coding region runs from base 91 to 1251 and encodes 386 amino acids. The record is from RefSeq and is a predicted model, not a curated record.